This is a messenger RNA of Juglans microcarpa x Juglans regia, 839 nucleotides long. Its product is annotated as proteasome subunit alpha type-7-B-like. Gene Ontology annotation, biological process: ubiquitin-dependent protein catabolic process. The transcript is spliced from 2 exons. The record is from RefSeq and is a predicted model, not a curated record. NCBI's taxonomy places the organism in Eukaryota, Viridiplantae, Streptophyta, Magnoliopsida, Fagales, Juglandaceae. Bases 93 to 485 code for a protein of 130 amino acids. Gene Ontology annotation, cellular component: nucleus; proteasome core complex, alpha-subunit complex; proteasome core complex.
GGCUACCACUUCAAGGCUUUUGACUGAAAUGUUGGGCUUAGGCUCUCGGCCUGUCUCAAACCCCUUAGAGCAAUCUUCAGGCAACUCGCCGGAUGCCCGAGUCAGUGCCUUGUCGCAGAAGAAAUUGUUUUUGUUUUGUUUUUCCUAAAGCAGGAAAGAGAAGCCAAAGAAGAAAGACGAAGGCGAGGUACGACCGUGCGGUAACGGUGUUCUCUCCGGACGGGCAUUUGUUCCAGGUGGAGUACGCCUUCGAAGCCGUCCGCAAAGAUCGGUUAGGAAGAUCGUGUCAUCGGAUGGUCACGCUGCGCUGGCCUGUGCUCUGUGUCAUUGGACUGAAAGCAGAUGCUCGUGUCUUGAUAAACAGAGCACGCAUUGAGUGUGAAAGUCAUAGGCUAACGGUUGUGGAUUCCGUAACUGUUGAAUAUAUAACACGUUACAUGGCGAGCCUGCAGCAGAAGUAUACGCAAAGUGGUGAUGCAAUUUAGGCUUCCGUUUGGGUAGUGGAGUGUUCUCUCCGUUACGAUUCAUUGUUUUAUUAUUACUUUUCACUUACUUUUUAUUAUUAUUUAAUAUUUUAUCAUUAUUUUUUUAUUACUAUUUAUAGAAUAUCUGAUAUUACCUCACUACCUAAACGCAACCUAGAAUUUCAACUUUGAUUGCAGGUUUUGACCCCUACACUACAUCCCAUCUAUAGAUUUCUUGGGAACAUUUCAAGCAUGGAGGGCCAAUGUGACGGGGAGAAACUAGAAUUGGAUGAGGGAGUUUCUAGAGAAGAAUUAUAAACAGGACUUCUGUACAUAAAACCGUGAAGUUGGCCAUUCCUGCUUUGCUUGAAGUAA